Messenger RNA from Cercospora beticola, 1671 nucleotides. It is a transcript of the gene GLD2, whose product is annotated as Glycerol 2-dehydrogenase (NADP(+)). Gene Ontology annotation, molecular function: oxidoreductase activity. The record is from RefSeq and is a predicted model, not a curated record. Lineage: Eukaryota; Fungi; Ascomycota; Dothideomycetes; Mycosphaerellales; Mycosphaerellaceae.
CCACAGCUAUGACGGCCAGCAUCGGAGAGCGAGGAGGGUUUAAUGUGGAUAUUGGCGACAUGGGAUGUCUGGAUGGUGUGACGUCGAUGGACUGGUCGUUCAACGAGCCAUGGAUUGUUGUGUUGUUGCGGUGUGCUAAGAAGAUGUUGAAUGUGCCGAUGAUGCUGAUGAUGAAAAGUCUGAAAGAUGAGUUUUGGAGAAAGGUGUUAUCAACGCGGAUGGGUAGCGGAUCCGAGGAAGUGUUGCUGUUGGAUUGUAUUGUUCGUAGUACAUCACAAUUUCUUGACUCUACACAUUCUUCUCUUGUUCAAGCUCAAUUUCCUAAAGACUUGAUUUUCUGACUCAGAGCAUACCGAUCAUUCAAGAUGUCGAACGGCAAGACUUUCACGCUCAACAACGGCGUUUCCAUCCCUGCAGUGGGCUUUGGCACUUUCGCCAACGAAGGCUCCAAAGGCGAGACUUACAAAGCUGUCACACACGCUCUCAAUGUCGGUUACCGUCACCUUGACUGCGCGUGGUUUUACCAAAACGAAGAUGAAGUCGGUGAUGCAGUAGUCGAUUUCCUCAAAUCCAACCCUUCCGUCCACCGCAGCGAUAUCUUCAUCUGCACAAAAGUCUGGAACCACCUCCACGAGCCUGAAGAAGUGAAAUGGAGCUUGCAGAGCUCGCUGAAGAAAUUGAAAGUCGAUUAUCUGGAUCUUUUCCUCGUGCAUUGGCCAAUUGCAGCGGAGAAGGACGAGAACUACAACCCCAAGUUGAACGAGAAGGGACAAUAUGUGAUCAAGGAAGAGUUGACAAACAACCCACGACCCACAUGGAGGGCAAUGGAGGAGAUCUAUGAGUCUGGUAAAGCCAGAGCGAUCGGUGUCUCCAACUGGACAGUCCCUGGUCUUAAGGAUAUGCUCAGCUGGGCAAAGGUCAAGCCCGCAGUGAACCAGAUCGAGAUUCAUCCUUUCCUUCCAAACGAGGAAUUGGUCAACUUUUGCUUCGAGAACAACAUUUUGCCUCAGGCCUACUCGCCGCUCGGAUCGCAGAACCAAGUUCCAACGACGGGCGAGAAGGUUAACACAAACAAGACCUUGAACGAGAUUGCGGAGAAGGGUGGCAAUACCCUUGCUCAAGUGCUGAUCGCUUGGGGUAUUCGCCGAGGAUAUGUUGUUCUGCCGAAGAGCUCGACGCCUUCCCGAAUCGAGAGCAAUUUCAAGAGCAUUGAUCUGAGCGACGAAGAUUUCGAGGCAGUAAAUGCCGUUGCGAAGGGUCGCCACACCCGUUUUGUCAACAUGAAGGGUGACUUUGGCUAUGAUGUCUGGCCAGAGGAUAGCCAGAUCGCGGAUGUUCAAAAGUAAAGGUAACAGAGUCAAGAGUCAUAACGUCUUGUUCAAAGGAUAAGGCGAAGAUGCAAGAGCGAUGGUAGAUGUACCCGUGACCACUGGCGUUGAACGGAUGCCUUAGCCUUGAAUGGAGGAUGCAGCAUCUGGUCGGCUUCUGUUCAGGUCAGUCUAGGGAUGGAGCCAUAGUGUAUGGCGUUCGUAAACGAUGGCGACGAUCUGCAGAGAGAAUCAGUGAAUACCCCGAGCGACGAAUAGAAGACGGACACGAGAUGAAUGUGCUGUUGUGGAAGCUCUAGAUAUACAUACAGUACCUGGCAAAAGAUUAUGGUCAACUUACAGU